AUGACCGGCCUCCUCCGAUUCCUACUCGAAUACGUUGGAGGAAAGGAGAAGGAGGAUCCCCGGCAACACUGGCGUGAUCCAAAACAUACCGCUAACGAUAACGCUCACAUAUACCGUUUCGUCCUCGGCGGCGUUGAGGGACCUAACUAUUUCGGAAACUUCAACCUACAAGAAAUAUUCAACGCGCUUUCGAAGUCCCCUCUCUUUACCGGUGCCACAACUCCGCAGGGUUUCAUGCGAUGGAGUGAAGCGUUAAUGGCUUAUCUCCCCGUUGGAUUUCAAGAAGGAUACCUGGGUGUUCCAGCGAAGGUACUGCACAGCGUGGGCUUGGGCCCUGUGGAGAUAGUUCGCCUUCAAAUGUAA
Molecule: messenger RNA, 363 nt
Organism: Venustampulla echinocandica
Lineage: Eukaryota; Fungi; Ascomycota; Leotiomycetes; Helotiales; Pleuroascaceae
Exons: 2
Coding region: 1-363 (120 amino acids)
Source: RefSeq, a predicted model, not a curated record